This is a messenger RNA of Heterobasidion irregulare TC 32-1, 987 nucleotides long. RefSeq names its product AAA+-type ATPase. The transcript has 3 exons. Gene Ontology annotation, biological process: protein insertion into mitochondrial inner membrane from matrix; mitochondrial respiratory chain complex III assembly. The coding region runs from base 1 to 987 and encodes 328 amino acids. The record is from RefSeq and is a predicted model, not a curated record. Gene Ontology annotation, cellular component: mitochondrial inner membrane. Gene Ontology annotation, molecular function: ATP hydrolysis activity; ATP binding. Lineage: Eukaryota; Fungi; Basidiomycota; Agaricomycetes; Russulales; Bondarzewiaceae.
AUGAGAAGCAAGAAGUGGUAUGCUGACCGAGGCAUUCCCUUCCGUCGCGGCUAUCUUUUGUAUGGAGCUCCUGGUUCGGGAAAAACAUCCAUCAUUCACAGUCUCGCUGGUGAACUGGGCCUCGACAUCUAUGUCAUCUCCCUCUCCACAGCAGGCUUGGACGACACUGGCCUCAACAGCCUUAUCUCUGCGCUCCCUGAGCAGUGUAUAGCACUCAUGGAAGACAUCGAUGCUGCAUUCACUCAUGGCUUGACGCGCGAGACUGUCGGUACGGAGCUCGAAGACCCCCGCGACGCCGAGAAACGCAAGGAGCGCCUCGAUGAUCCCGACGGCUCCGGUGGCAAGGACGCGCAGCGCGACCGGAAACAGGGAGCGGACUCGACGCGGAUCACUCUUUCUGGGCUUUUGAAUGCUCUUGACGGAGUCAGCGCCCAGGAAGGACGGUUGCUAUUUGCGACGACGAACCGGUACAGCGCAUUGGACCCUGCGCUUACAAGGCCAGGGCGGAUGGAUCUCCACGUGGAGUUUAUGUUGGCUAGCCGGUACCAGGCUAAGGAGAUGUUCAAGAGAUUCUAUGUUCCCGAGGACGAGAAAGAGGGCGAGGAUGCGGACGAUGUGGACGAGAAGGGCAGCGAUUCAGGGUACAGCUCAUCUUCCAAAAAGGAAGACUCUACCGGAGGUCCUGACCUCAUAGACCUCUCUGUGGACUUGUCUUCGUCGACUCCGGCUGCUCCAGCCGCCGCUGUUCCACCGAACUAUACUGGUCUGAUGCACUCCACGCGGGCGCCGACGCUUUCGAAGAGACAGAUCGAACGGCUCGCAACGCAGUUUGCGGACACGCUGCCGGACCGGGAGUUCUCCAUGGCCAGCCUGCAGGGAUAUCUGAUGAGCUACAAAAUCCGGCCCGUGCAGGCUGUCGAUGAUGUCGCACGGUGGGUUGAGAGGAAGACUCAAGAAAGAGGGUCCAAGGUGAAGCCCGAGACAUAA